CUGUUGGGAUGGAAUCAGAAGACAAGAGUGAACCAUCUUCCAGAAAGUGCCCUUCAGCUCACAACCUCUCACAGCCCUGUGAGGUCCUGCAGAUGUACACUUGUAGCACUUCUGCUGGAGUUCUGAGGAAGAUUAUAAAAGAAGAAGAUGAUGAUGAUGAUGAAGAUCCUUGUGGAGGAACUUCUAUCUCCAUGGUGGUCAUCACUUCUGACCAGGAGAAUGACGAAGAACCUGGAGAAGAUGAAGAUGAUCUCUGUGGAGGAACAUCAAGCCCUGAGGAACACAUCAGCUCUGUGGGUGAACAUAAUGAAGGACACCAGAUUAAGACUGUAAAACUUGAAGAAGCCGAAGCUGAAGAUUAUUUCUAUGGAGGUUCAUCAACCUCAGUAGAAGAAGUGAAUGAAGAGUUCCACACGAGGCUAAUAAAGGUGGAAGAACCUAAAGAUGAUGAUGAUUACUUAUGGGACACAGAACUGAGCAGCACUCCAGAAAUGGAUCAGUUCCAUCCAGGUUCUCCUGAACCUCUCCAGCAGAGCGUCACAGGGAGGAAUUGCUACCCCUGUUCACACUGUGGGAAGAUCUUCCCAAAACACAGUAACCUCAGAUCCCACGAGCGCAUCCACACCGGAGAGAAGCCGUAUCGCUGCUCGCUGUGUGGGAAGAGCUUCACCCAGCAGAACAAUCUCAAAUCCCACCAGCGAACCCACACAGGAGAGAAACCACACCAGUGCUCCCAGUGCCAGAAGAGCUUCACCCAGCUGGGUCAUCUCCAACGCCACGAGCGCAUUCACCUCGGACAGAAGCCCUAUCAGUGCCUGGAGUGCGGGAGGAGUUUUAUGUACCAGAAUUACCUCGAAAAGCACCGGCGCAUUCACACCGGAGAAAGACUGUAUCAGUGUUCACUGUGCGGCAAGAGCUUCACUGACGGCAGCACUCUCAAGAUACACCAGCGCACUCAUACGGGGGAGAAGCCCUAUCGGUGCUCGCAUUGCAACAAGACCUUCAAUCGGAAGAAUUCUCUCCAGCGACACCAGCGCAUUCACACCGGAGAGAAACCGUACCGGUGCUCCGAGUGCGGGAAGAGCUUCACUCAGCCGGGCCAUUUCAAGAUCCACCAGCGCAUUCACACCGGGGAGAACCUGUACUACUGCUCAGACUGUGGGCGGAGCUUCAUUCAUUCAAGUACAUUCAAAACACACAAGUGCGCCAGCACUGAGCCCUCGACCAAUAAGGGUCUGUCAAAUCAAACUGGGUUUCUGAUCCUCACCAGUUAACACAAACUGGAAUAUUUUAGAGACACUCAACAGUACAUUGAUGCAAGAGAACAUUAAAGACUUAGAUCUGAUCCUUUAUUUAUUUAAUAAUACUGAACAAUCAUGCCAUGAGUGUUACCAGUGUGUUGACAGGGUGGUACACCAAUAAACAAGCAAACAAACAAA
Messenger RNA from Trichomycterus rosablanca, 1439 nucleotides. RefSeq names its product zinc finger protein 501-like. The transcript is spliced from 6 exons. The record is from RefSeq and is a predicted model, not a curated record. Gene Ontology annotation, molecular function: DNA-binding transcription factor activity, RNA polymerase II-specific; RNA polymerase II cis-regulatory region sequence-specific DNA binding. Lineage: Eukaryota; Metazoa; Chordata; Actinopteri; Siluriformes; Trichomycteridae. The coding region runs from base 9 to 1274 and encodes 421 amino acids. Gene Ontology annotation, biological process: regulation of transcription by RNA polymerase II.